Schistosoma guineensis is the source of this 1829-nucleotide messenger RNA. The record is from the annotation of a GenBank genome assembly. Lineage: Eukaryota; Metazoa; Platyhelminthes; Trematoda; Strigeidida; Schistosomatidae.
GGGAUGUAACAAAGAUAGUUCAAUUUCUCGACCACCGCCAUAUAUAGUCUUUCGAUUUUUAACAUUUAUAGAUUCAUUUUAUGAUUCUUGACCUCACUUUGUGUCACCACAUGUAAGACUCAUUUCUCGGAUGUAAAUUACGGUCGUGUAUAUUCAUUUAUUCCGUUUUAUCAACAAACUAUUCUUAAUUAAAUUCCUAUGAAAAAGAAUGACAAGAAACUGUAAGCUGUAAAACAACAAAGCUGAUUAUUUAAAGAGCUGUUUUGAAACAGAAAAAAGAGAAUGAACUGUUAGCUAUGGAAACAAAGGAGAUUGAAGAGAGACUGAAGCUUCUUAAAUCGACUCUCUAUUCAGAAUUAACCAAGACAAACAAACUCAAUUCUUCUGUGCCGAUUUGGAAAGGUAGUCGUCCAGCCUCUUCAACCGGAAAACAGAAAAGAGAUGCACUAGUUGACGUAUGAAAUUUAUUCAACCCGUUGUGUAUACUUCGUUUUAGAUCAGUGGACUUAAAUUCAAACCUUUGAAGCACAGUCCAUCUUCUGAAAUCAAAACCUCAGAUACAUAUGGUAGUUUAAUCCGAAAAAUAAAUGAAGGAAUGGAACUUACUCCCGUAAACCCUGUCAAUGCUCAUCAGUCUAUGUGUGGACAAUGUGAAGACAAAAACGCUGUUGUUUUGUGCCAGGAAUGCAGUGAACACUACUGCGCUAAAUGUUUUGCAAUGUUUCAUUUGAAAGGAGCACUUAGACGUCACCAUUCGUUGCCUGUUUCGACUUGUAGCUUGAGGUCUGAAUUGCGUUCUUGUAAAGAAACUGAUAGUAUGAACAAAACACAAGGAUUCAAAGAGUUAAUUAGUAAAGGAUGUCAAAGUUCCUUUAGUAUUGCGACCAAAUCAAAUUCAGCUUUACAAACGGAAGCAAUAAAUGAUCCCUAUCAAUAUGAUCCCCCUACUAAAACGCCACUAACAACAAAACAAUCUUCGGCCGCAGUCAGUCAUAUAACCCCAACACUAUGUAAAACAUCUGCUCCAGUAGAAAUAUAUUUCACGCCAAGUAUAACUUACGCAGAAAAAUUAUUGCUUCGUUUGCAUCGGAAUUCUAAGCUUCAGCAAUCAAUAAGACAAGACAGCGUAUCUGAAGGGACUUUCUUGCCAAAUUCAAGUAUUGGACAAGAGAAAAAGCAGGAAGAAGUUAUGGAGAAUUUCACAUUAAAUAGGAAUUCAUUUGAUGAAUUACAUAAAUUGGCUACAACACAAAUGCAAUUGAGCAAUAAUAAUCCACAUGUUUUCUCGCAUUCUAAAUUAGACUCAGAAGAGCCUAUUAAUCAAAUUGAUAAAAUAAUGUAUCCAAUUAUUCAUGAAUCGAAUGAAAAUUACUCAAGUAUACCCUUUUUUGAUGAAUCAUUGUGUAAUUUGAUUAAACAAAAAGAAAAUACCGACCAAAUUCACAAUGGACAAUGUUCACAGACUAAUGAUGAAGAUGAUCUUAUCAAAGGAAUUCAUGAGCAUAAUAAAAUUAUAGGUUCAUUAAAUAAUAAACAAAAUAUAUGGCACCCAGUGCAGUCAUUAAUUAAUCCUGAUUCUAAUAUAGUACAUCAAAUCAAUAAAACAAUUAUACGAAACUUGAAUUUGGUUUUAGAUGAACAAUCGCUGAACAAUAUCGACCUACAAGACAGGUUUUUGGACGAUUCAAGAAUAAAGUAAAAUAAUUCGCAAACAUCAGCAUAAUUCAAAGUCAGCGGUAUGUUGUGAACAAAAUAGACAACUUUUAUUUUCUUCUUAUGUAAAAGAAAGCAGUUUAUUCGGGUUUCAUCAAUAAACUGUUUUUUAUUGA